CCAUUAUCAAUUCAUGUCAUUUCAAAUCCAAUUUCACUCUUUCUCUCUCCACGAUAUUUUCUAAGUAAUUUUUUCCCUAAAUCGUUGCUCUCUCUCCUACCUCUCUCUCUCUCUCCUGUGCCGCCAUUAGAGAAGCUGAGGUCAAGCUUUUUCUCUAUCUCCAAUCUCUUUCCUCAGGAAACUACCCAAGCCGCUGCACAUCAGAAUAAAUUCAUUGAGAAUUGGGAUGAUAUUUGUACUUUGUUUGCUUCGGAUAGUGCAACUGGGGAGGGAGCUGAGCAUCAUGAUGAGGCUGCUGAUGCAAUGGACACCGAAAUUGAAGGGGUCAGUACCUCCGAGACUCCUUCUGGAGGAUCAAACAAGAGGCUCAAGAGAGAUUGUCUAGCAGAUGCAUUGAGUUAUUUUGCAGAGUCAUUCAAGGACUAUGUGAGCAGAACGCAAGGGCCACCGAAGCCAAGUUCACAAGAGAUCUACGAGGUAGUCUUGAGUGUACUUGGGAUCUCGCGUCACCAAGUCCUACAAGCUGUGAAAAGGUUCAUGAAUGUGACAGAUGAGUUCGAAAUGUUAAAUAAUCUAUCGGAGGGGGAAAAUUUAGAUUGGGUUUUAUUAUGUAUUAAUGAUUAGUAUCUUUAUUUAGAUGUUUGUGAACUAAAACUACUAGCUCGAUCUUGAUAUGUUGUCUUUUUGUUUACAGUUUGUUACAAAAUGUACCUUGGUUUAAAAUUCAGAAUUUGAAAUUCCUUGUAUUUCCAAACAGCUAAUUAGAAUUUGAUAUUCAGGAUUUGAAA
Molecule: messenger RNA, 788 nt
Organism: Chenopodium quinoa (quinoa)
Lineage: Eukaryota; Viridiplantae; Streptophyta; Magnoliopsida; Caryophyllales; Amaranthaceae
Exons: 2
Coding region: 304-624 (106 amino acids)
Source: RefSeq, a predicted model, not a curated record